Messenger RNA from Rubroshorea leprosula, 589 nucleotides. NCBI's taxonomy places the organism in Eukaryota, Viridiplantae, Streptophyta, Magnoliopsida, Malvales, Dipterocarpaceae. The record is from the annotation of a GenBank genome assembly.
UGAUGAUCUGUGUUUUAUAGUUUGAAAUAGUGAAAACUAUUAAUCUUGGCAGUAUUGUUAAACAAUUUGGUUUUUCCAUUAAUUUUUUCAGAAGCAGAAUAAGUUUAUGAAGAUGAUGAAGGACAUCAUAGAGGAAAGAAAGCAUGAUGCAUCAGGCGCAAGCCAACAGCGAUACGACUUCCUCGAUCAACUCAUGGAUGAAAUGAAAAACCAGAGCUUCUUAAACGAAGGUUUCAUUGCUUAUGCCAUCUUUGCUCUUACGUUCACUACCAUCGAGACGAUUCCGGUGACGUUAACCCUGACGAUCAAGCUUCUGAAGGAACAUCCUCUGGUGCUGCAAGAGUUACAGGUACUAAUUAAUUAAAUUUUUUUAAUAGUUUAUAUAUAAUUAAAUGUAUUUAUAUAUGAAUUUUUUGUCUUCUGUGUAAACUUUAUCAGGAAGAACACGAGGAGCUUUUGAAAAAGAAAGAAGAUACCAAAUGCGGACUUCCUUGUGAUGAUUACAAGUCGAUAAAAUUUAGGCUUGGUAGUGCUUCCAGUAACUUCAUUUUUUUACAUUAUUUAUAUUUUAUAAAUUUAAAUUUUUUUA